AUGGCUCCUAGAACAGUGAAGGGUGAAGACGAACUGCAGGUAGCUGUUAAAUCUUUAGUCACAAAACUGUGCUCAUCAGAUGAAUUCAUCACACAGUUAACUGCUACCAUAACUGAGACAAUUGGCGAAAAGUAUACUAAAGAACUACAAAUGUUGAGAAAGGAAAAUAAAAUGAUAUCUGAGAAACUCAAAACGCAGGAAGAAACAAUCAUGCUUCUAUCGGAACGUCAAGAAAAGCAGGAACAAAUAUUCAGAAGUAGGAAUAUCAGAUUUUAUGGUGUCCCAGAACAAGACUCAGAAAAUUCCAUGGAACUUAUCAAAGACAUAUGCAUUCGAAAAAUGAAUUUGAAAGUAGAUGACUCCUGUUUUGAAUCAUGCUAUAGAAUCGGAAAGAAAGGAACUAAUGCAACCAGACCGAUUAUGCUAAAAUGCUCAACGAAUUUUCUCAAAAAUCUGGUUUAUAAAAAUAAGAGACAUCUAAAGAAUACCAGAAUCGUGAUAAGAGAGGAUUUAACUGAUGAACAGCUGAAAAUAGUGAAAGAAUCUUUAAAGAAAGUAGGUGCUACUGGAAGAGUCUGGACGAAUUCAGGAAACAUUUUCAUCAAAAGUAGCGAAGAUGGACAGGUUAGAAAAAUCAAUAAGCUGGAAGAUCUUGAAAGACUUUAA
This is a messenger RNA of Phaedon cochleariae (mustard beetle), 666 nucleotides long. The record is from the annotation of a GenBank genome assembly. NCBI's taxonomy places the organism in Eukaryota, Metazoa, Arthropoda, Insecta, Coleoptera, Chrysomelidae.